This is a messenger RNA of Debaryomyces hansenii CBS767, 1053 nucleotides long. RefSeq lists its product as uncharacterized. The transcript has a single exon. The record is from RefSeq and is a predicted model, not a curated record. Bases 1 to 1053 code for a protein of 350 amino acids. Lineage: Eukaryota; Fungi; Ascomycota; Pichiomycetes; Serinales; Debaryomycetaceae.
AUGCUGUAUCAUAACAUAAGGUUUUCUGAUAAAGAAAAUGCUUUGAAACAAACACAAGUCAAUAGUUCGAAGCCAAAUGCCUUGACCACAAAAUCAAAGAAUAUACCUAGCAAUUCAGAAAAUGCCUUCAAUAUUCGUUCAAAUGCUAAGCAAAUGAAUCAAACAACCGGGCAGAGAGCUCCUAUGCAAAGAGUUCCAUUGGGGGGUAAAGAUCAAAAUAAAGCUAUCCCAUCAUUGCUGAGAUCGCAAUCGAGUUUAAAUUCUGGAGAUAACAAGCAUCAAAGGAAGAAAAUAUUGCUCCCAAAAGCGCCUUCGCUAUCAAAAGCCAAUUCUUCUUUGGGAUUUGUUCAUCGUAGUAACCCAGCCACUGGUGAGAGCUUGUAUAAACCACCGCAGAAUAAAAAGCUAGCAGAUAUUAAUGAUAGCAUUUUCAACCCAGAUAAUGCGCAAAGGUCGAAAGAGUUGGUCCAACCCCAAGAUACGGACACCUUGACAAAACAUAUAACGGAUACCCCAAUUACUCCCGUAGGAUCACCUUCGCUUCUGUCCACAAUUACGCCAAAAACUAAACUGCUUGAUGCAUCAAACAUAUCACAUCGGGAUUUAAAUCGAAAUAAUGUAGAUCCAAUUAAACGGAACCUCAAGAAAAGCAGCAAGAUUAAUGAACAGAAUCAACAUGCUGAAGCCAAGAAAUCAUUCCAGAUACAUCACGAUUUGAUAGAAGACGAAGACAGUAUAGAAUACGCUCCAGCUAAAGGACCAUCCUUACCCUAUAGGCCUGGUGACAUGGAUCCAUUGACAGAUGCCGAUCUAGAAAUCUUCUCUAGGCCAAAUGGAAUUACAUUAACAGAAGAGAAUGAACAUGAAUAUCCUGAGAUAUAUCAGAACGAGAUGGAUUUGAAUUUCCAAGAAAUAGACCUUGAUGACCCAACCAAUUUUUCGUUUGAAUACAAUGAUCAAGACAUUGAGGCUGAUGAUAAAGAUGAGCAAAUAACGGAUACUAAGAAUAUUGGAUUAAACGUGGAUGAAUUAAAUGAUUUGUUGGAUUUUUAA